This is a messenger RNA of Darwinula stevensoni, 2169 nucleotides long. The record is from the annotation of a GenBank genome assembly. NCBI's taxonomy places the organism in Eukaryota, Metazoa, Arthropoda, Ostracoda, Podocopida, Darwinulidae.
AUGAGAACGGAUACUGGGUUACACGUCCGGGAUCAUGAUGGUGGCGGCGGCUGCUCAGCCGGUCUGAGACCCAAUCUUGACUGCUUGGGGCAUGAAUCGCUCGGGUUCGGACUGAAGCUACUGAACCCGAUGCACUUCGUCACGUAUACUCCCGCCUUCCUCGGUUGCCGGAUAUUGCGCUGGAGUUAUGCCGGAUACAAGACUGGUUCUGCUAUUGUAUCGGUGCCUGGGUCAUCUGCUUUCAACCCCAUUUGUGUAGUGUGGAAUGAGGUUGGAGGUGAUCGGAGUGGGGUGAGGAGCAAGUACCUUGGAUCAAUGGCGAGAGGGAGCAGCCUCCUCCAUCCGUUGGAUUAUGUCGACCAUCCUCGAGGUCCCGGCCCCGGAUUUCCCCCUGUCUCGCCGUACCGCGCCUAUCACGACGUCCUCCCUCAUCAUCGGAGCUACUUGGAGAGAGAGGGUGGGCUGGCGACGUCGUGCACGGGAACGGGAACGAGUGGGACGGGGAAUGAAUCCACCCUAGGAGGAGGUGGUCCGGCGCCGAAGAAGAUCCGUCUGGGCAUGGGAGUCGGGGCGCUUGGGCUUGGACUCGGGCUCGGGGUCCUCGACGCGAAACCUGAGCUUCGUCAGCCCCUUCGGGUGGACGUGGACUCUCCUCAAGCCUCCUCUGCCUCUGCAGCCGGCACCCUAUCGCAGGGCUUGGACCGGAAGGAGCUGCAGUAUCAGCCACAAGUUGAGGCUAUCUCCCCGACUCUUCCUGGAGAAUCCAUGUUGGAUGAGAGUCUCCGGUCGACGAAGGAGGAUCUGUUGCAAAGGAUCAAUAAGGUGGAUCGAGACAUAGCUGUCGUCGAGUCCCAGAUUGCCAAAACCACCAAGAAGCAGCAAGAAUUGGAGGAGGCAGCCAAGCGAGGGGACAAGGAUCAUGAGGAGGAAACUCCUAAAGAGUCCAAGCAUCAGAGCAUCGCUCAAGUAAUUUAUGCUGAGAAUAGGCGAAGAGCCCAGCAGUCAUAUGAGAAGUUGACAAAACUUGGUCCUAGCCUUGAUCUUCCACUGUAUAUGCAACCAUCAGACGUACCAGUGUACCAAGAGAACAAGCGGACACAUGCGGCAUUCAAGCCACGGCUAAUGAAGUUUUUGGCUAGAGAGCAGGAAGAGAAGCGAGAACGAGAUCAGUACCUAGUGGACACAUAUAGCCAUCUGAUGAAAAUAUGGCUUAAGAAGACAGAGAAGAUAGAAAACAGUCUCAAGCGAAAGACUAGGGAUGCAAAGUUCCGUGAACACUUUGAGAAAGUCUUCCCAGAGCUCAAGAAGCAGCGAGAAGACAAGGAACGCUUCUCUCGGAUGGGAGCUAGGGUCAAGAGUGAUGCUGACAUGGAGGAGAUCAAGGACUUCCUGCAGGAAAAGGAGAUGGAGGAGCGGAAGAUGCGACAGCUAGCUGUGAUACCCCCAGCAGUGGUAACACUGAAAGAACGGAGGCGGCACAUCAACAACCAGAAUGGUUUCACUGAGGACCCCUUGGCCAUUUAUAAGGAGCGACAGUGGAUCAGUGUCUGGUCAGAUGCAGAGAAGGAACUUUUUAAGGAACGCUACCUUCAGCACCAAAAACAGUUUGGCAUAGUAGCCUCUUAUCUUGAACGCAAAACUGUCAAUGACUGUGUGCAAUACUACUAUCUGAGCAAAAAGAAGGAAACUUAUAAGCAGCUCUUGCGCAAGAGCCGUGCCCGCAACCGUGCCCGGGCUGUUGGGAAGCCUGGCACUGCUACAGGUCAUCCUGCCCAAACAGUUUUGGACACUGUGGGUGGAGUCACUACUCGUGGGUCAAUGCAACGGGAGCAGAUGGCCAUAGCCACCUCGUCAUCACAUGCUCAAGCCCAUGCAUCAGCAAUGUCUGAAGUGCAGGUGCCUCGAACCGAAAGCAUGGCUGUGAGUGUCAGUGACGAGGUUCAUGAUUCGAGUCGUGUGGAGGAGAAGGUGAAGGCUGAGCCCUCUGCUACUCAGUAUGAACAGAUCUCAAAUGAAAGUACAAGCUUGGAGGGUGAGAUAAUGGGGAAAAACCAAAAGGCUCGCACCAAGGGCCACAUUGAUACUGACUCCUCCGACGAUGACCUCGACUAUGAUAGAUGUCCCACCGUCUUCUAUUCAAGGAGUAAACUAUUCCAGAACCUGAUUUGA